Theobroma cacao (cacao) is the source of this 2962-nucleotide messenger RNA. RefSeq names its product putative receptor protein kinase ZmPK1. Gene Ontology annotation, molecular function: protein serine/threonine kinase activity; ATP binding. NCBI's taxonomy places the organism in Eukaryota, Viridiplantae, Streptophyta, Magnoliopsida, Malvales, Malvaceae. Gene Ontology annotation, biological process: protein phosphorylation; recognition of pollen. The record is from RefSeq and is a predicted model, not a curated record.
CACAAGGCGGCUGAAAGUUAAGAUGGAGACUUAGAAAGUCACCGGUGUUGGGCACCUGGACCAAGUCUCUCCUAGUCCCUUCCUUUGUGUACAUAGGGGAUUUCACCCUGAUUUAAUGGAAAUACUUUUAAUCUUCAAAAAAAAAAGAAAGCCACCGGUGUUGUGGACUUGAUGGUCUUUGAAGAACUCUAUAGUUCACAUUAUGCACUUCAUAUAGGAGUGGCCUUUAUUCAGCAAUGGCAGAAGUUCCUAAGCCCAGGAGACGCAGUAGCCAUGAGAUCCCAAAGCUAUUCAUCCCUGAGUUCAACUCUUUUUCUCAUUGUUAUCUCUGUAUGCUUCUCUUUGGCAAGUUCAAGAAAUCCCAACAUUCUGCCGAGAGGUUCUUCUCUAUCUGUCGAACAUGACUCGGACCUGUUAAUUUCUGCGGACAACACGUUUACCUGCGGCUUUUGUAGUGUUGGCGAAAAUGCUUACUGUUUCUCCAUUUGGUUCACCAACUCCAAAGAGAAAACGGUUGCUUGGAUGGCUAACCGUGACAAACCUGUUAAUGGGAAGGGCUCGAGAGUUUCUUUGCAGCAAGAUGGUGCCUUUGUCUUGAAAGAUGUCGAUGGCUCCACCACGUGGGAGACCAACACCAGCAGCACAGAUGUUCAGAAGGCGGAGCUUUUGGAUAAUGGAAAUCUUGUUCUUAUGGACUCAUCUGGUAAAAUUCUUUGGCAGAGCUUUGAUUUCCCUACGGAUACACUUCUUCCUCAACAACUCUUUACCAAGAGUAAGAAGUUGAUUUCUAAGUUAAGAGGAGGAAAUUAUGCUACUGGAUAUUUCCAUUUUCUUUUUGAUAAUGACAAUGUCUUGAGAUUGAUGUAUGAUGGGCCUGAUGUUUCAAGCGUGUAUUGGCCUAAUAUUGACACGAAUGUGUUUACAAAUGGGAGAACAAACUUUAACAGUACAAGAAUUGCUAUUUUAGAUGACAUGGGCAGGUUUUUCUCAAGUGAUUGGAUGCAGUUCAAUGCUUCUGACUCAGGUUCUGGGAUCAAGAGGAGGCUGACAAUGGACCACGAUGGAAACCUCAGGCUCUAUAGCUUGAAUAAUGGGACAGGAUUAUGGACCGUCUCAUGGAAAGCUGUUAUGCAACAGUGUUUAGUGCAUGGGCUUUGUGGGAGGAAUGGGAUGUGCAUCUAUGCUCCAGAACCAAAGUGCUCAUGUCCUCCAGGAUAUGAGAUGGAUGACCCAAGUAAUUGGAACAAAGGUUGCAAGCCUAGGUUCACUAGAAGCUGUUCACACUCCCAACAGGUGAGGUUCGUGAAGAUUCAACAUGCGGAUUUCUAUGGAUUUGAUUCCUCUUCCCUUACAAAUAUAUCAUUAGAAUCUUGCCAGACGAAAUGCUUGGAAGAUUGCCGGUGUCAAGCAUUUGGCUACAAGCUAUCAGGGGAUGCGAAAUGUUACAUCAAAAUUGAACUUUUCAAUGGCCACCAGUCUGCAAGUUUCCCAAGUGACAUAUAUUUAAAAUUGCCUUUGAGUAUAGAAACAUCAGAACCAAUUGUUCUCAAUGACACCAAUCGUAUAUGCAAUUCAAGUGAAUCUACAAUAACUAUAGGGGCUUCUUCUUCUAUGUAUGGAACUGGAGGUAAAAGGGUGAGAUGGGUGUAUCUAUACUCGUUUGCCUCUGUCAUUGGUGCCAUUGAAAUGCUCUUCAUAAUGUCAAGUUGGUGGCUUCUUUUCAGAAGACGUGAUGUGCACGCUGUUGUGGAGGAAGGAUAUCGUGUGAUAUCUAGUCAAUUUAUGAAGUUCACUUAUAUCGAACUCAAGAAGGCAACCAAGAACUUCAGGGAAGAGUUGGGUCAAGGAGCCUCCGGAGCUGUAUUUAAGGGUGUCUUGGAGGACGAAAGGGUGGUGGCUGUCAAGAAACUGGAAAAUGCGUAUCAAAUGGAGGAAGUUUUUCGGGCAGAAGUGAGCACAAUCGGAAAGAUCAACCACAUGAACCUUGUGAGGAUGUGGGGAUUUUGUUCAGAAUCCAGACAUAGACUCUUGGUCUAUGAGUACGUGGAAAAUAAGUCUUUGGACAAACUUCUUUUUGCAGAAAAUAUUCUUGGAUGGAAAGAGAGAUUUAAAAUUGCCCUGGGGUCAGCAAAAGGUUUGGCUUAUCUUCACCAUGAGUGCCUCGAAUGGGUUAUACACUGUGACGUGAAACCUGAAAAUAUACUUCUGGAUGGUGACUUUGAACCUAAGAUUUCAGAUUUUGGACUAGCAAAGUUGUCUCAAAGAGGCCGCAAGAAUUCUGAAUUCUCUCGAAUUCGAGGAACAAAAGGUUAUAUGGCUCCUGAGUGGGCAUUAAACCUUCCUAUCACAGCAAAAGUAGAUGUAUAUGGUUAUGGGGUCGUGAUUCUGGAGUUAGUGAAAGGCAUUCGACUCUCCAAUUGGGUGGAGGAGGAUGGCGAGGGACAGGAAACCGAGUUGACGAGAUUUGUCAGAGUAAUCAAAGGAAAAGGUCAGGGUGAAGAGACAGCCUGGAUAGAGGAUGCAGUGGACACAAGAUUGAAUGGACAAUUCAGUAGAAUCCAAGCAGCAAAAAUGAUUGAAAUUGGAAUUUCUUGUGUGGAGGAAGAUAGAAACAAGAGACCAACAAUGGAUUCCAUAGUCCAAGCUCUAAUGGAAUGUGAAGACGUUAGUCGGAUAUAAACUCCAGAGAAUGGUAGUGCCAUUUGAGUUAUAAAUCUCUUUUCUACCUUUAGUUUUACUUUUAGCUAUCAGCUACCAAUAGCUUUUGGGUUGAUGGUUGUGCAGGAGAAUUUAUAGUUGGAUGAGUGCUUUAUUGUGCUUUUUUUUUUUUUUUUUAUAUUUGCAAGUUUCCAAGAAACCUUUUUCGUUAUUAUCAUUCAAAAUUAUCAAUCAGAUAAUUUUACCCAACUUUUUAUCCAAACAUUUUCAUACUUUUGGUCUAAUUGCCAUUGCCAAUCAUUGC